CCUCCUCUCGCUGUCUUCGUUGGCGGAGGAGGGCCACACGUAUUCGGGGAUGAAGUGGGGGCUCACCCUGACCACGAAAGCCGAGGGGGAGGUGUGGUUCCCCCGGACUGGAAAGCUGCUGACCCAACGAGGCUCUCAAAUAAAGCCCACGCUACACACCGCUUGUGUCGCACUCAUUGUUCCUGGCGAUCGGAAAGCAGCCACCCCCACUGACCUCAACGAGUCCCACUUCGCGCACGGCCAUGCCCACGAGACAUUGCUCAGGAUCACGGCGGAGCAGCAGGGAGUGCAGCUGACGGAUGGAACCGUAAUCACCACCUGCAAUUUCGACUGGUGCCACGUGCCCGCUGCAUCGCCCGCUCCCCCGCAGCUGCUACCUCUCGCAGAUGACGAGGAGGGCGGGGAGGGCGAGAGCAGGGCGGAUGCAUCACGCCAAGGUUGGGGGGGGGAGAGAGACUCAGAGUCCGACCUCGACGUGAUGGAGGCUCGUGGGUCAGGGCAAGCGACGCCGUUUGUGCGCGAGGAGGCGCCGACGGCACCCGGCAACGGAAUUCCGGGGGACGGAGGCAGCGUUCCCCCGUCGCCCCCUUCGGGAAGGGGCGACUUCGGCGGAGGCAGUGGGGACGGCGGUAGCGAUGGUGAUCCCGGCGACUCCGAGAACCUCGAGGAGUUGAAGUAUGAUCCAGCCGACGACCGCUACCCCCGCGGGCUAGAAGGGAAGAAACUCCUCUGGGGCGCCUCGAACGCUGGCCCGCUGCGCCAUGGGCUUGAGAGUGGCCGCACGCGGAAGCAGACCCGGGAGAUGCAAGGUGCCGGGGAGAUGCCGGGGCCCGGAGAAACACCGGACCCGGAAGAGGCAUUGCUGGCGACCAUCCUGGAAACUGGCGGGACGGGGAUUGUUGAGGACUACAUCUGCAACUCGCUUGUGAAGGAGCAGUGGGACGAGGAGCAGACACGCUGUAUGGAGGAGAUGUACAGGCGCGAGAUGCAGGAGGUGUUGGGCCCGGAACAGCAGGCGUUCGGGGCCGAGGUCGACGCCAGCGGGUCUUCGCAACCACUCCCAGACCCACAGCUAAGUAUAACCUCGCCAAUCGGGCAGAAGCCGAGUGAUGUGGAAGCAGUACCGAUGACGUACAAGGAUGUGAUGUGUUCCAAGUACAAGGUUUUCUGGGAGGCGGCCAUGAAGAAAGAGAUAGAUGGCCACGACAAGACUGGAACCUUUACCAAGGUCAAGGAGCUGCCCGAGGGGCGGAAGGCCAUAGGUUCAAAGUGGGUGUUCUCUUGGAAGACGAAUGAGAAGGGCCUGAUAGUCGACUUCAAGGCCCGUAUGGUUGCGCGGGGUUUCUCUCAAAUCCCCGGCAUCGACUUCCACCACUCAUCCUCAGCGUGCCCGUCUGCAGCGUCUAUCAAGACGGUGAUUGCCGUAGCCACUGAAAAGGGCAAGAAACUCGCUCACUGGGAUGUGAAGCAAGCGUACAUCCACGCUAAGCUAAAAGAAGAAAUAUACCUCAGGUUCCCGGAAGGCUGUGGUAGCAUGUCCGGCAAGGUGGUCAAGGUUGAGCGUGCCCUGUAUGGCCUAAAGCAGAGUGGCCGUGAGUGGGGGUUUGAAGCUGCCGAUGCCCUCAUCGAGAAUGGAUACGAGCAGUGCAGGGUUGACCCGUGUGUCUUCCGGAAGGUGGUGGAUGGAGAGGUCGUAGGUCUCAUCGUGAUGUACGUUGAUGACAUCUUAGUGGCGGCAGACGAGGGAGAGCGAGAGGAGUUGUUCGCUUCCCUCAACAAGAAGUUUCCGGUGAAAGAUCUGGGGGAGUGUACCUGGUACGACGGGUGUGCUAUCGCCAUGGAUGUAGAAAAUGGCAUCACCAAGCUGUCCCAGACAGCAUACAUUGAGGGUAUGCUGAAGCGGUUUGAUGUGACCACGACCGCUUUCACCCCUGCUGCCACCGAUGCCGACCUAGGGCCGAAGAGAGAUGACGAGCCCGCGGUGGAUAAGCCUGUGAGGGAGGCGAUCGGAUGCCUGAUGUGGACGAAGCUGACGAGGCCAGACAUCGCCCUGCCUCUGAACAAGCUCCAGAAGAUCGCCCACUCACCCACCGGGAGGAUAUGGAACGCGCUUGUGCGGAUCAUGUCCUACCUGAACUUCACGAAGGACUUCGGCAUCACCUACGUACGGGGGUCAGGACUAGACCUAUGCGUGUUUGUCGAUGCCAGCUACGCUGACAACGAAGUAGACAGGCGUUCUACGACCGGGCUAGCUGGCGUGAAGGAGGCGUUGUUUGUGCGUGGCGUUCUGUCGUUCAUAGCGCCCGAGACGAGUGGGGCGAAGAUCAAGGUCCUUGAGGACAACAAGGGGGCUCUCGCCUUAAUCGAGAACCCGUUCAGCUCAGCGAGGAGCAAGCACAUCGACGUGCGGUUCCAUUUCAUUCUCGAGCUAUUCAAGUCGGGCAAGAUCACUGCAGAGUAUGUUCCGACUGGAGAGCAGCACGCCGACAUGCUGACCAAGUACGUGCUACUCCUGGCGAUGUUCAUAAAGCCAAUGCUUGUGUCGCAAGGCAACACUCAAUCCGGCGGCGCGGUGUACCGCCGGGUGGUGAUCCGGAACAUAGUGUGCACUAUCAGGCAACACUCAAUCCGGCGGCGCGGUGUACCGCCGGGUGGUGAUCCGGAACAUAGUGUGCACUAUCGGCAUCGCCUGUGCGCGGCUGCCGUUGGAGACAUGGUACCAUCGAUCAACAUUUGCGUGACCCUGUGCCUGACCGAGGUGGGUGACGACAACGAGUUAGUAAUUUUUCUUGCAUCAGCUGCACUAACUGCGAUGCCGGCGUCGACGGUUCUAGUCUACGAUACAACCCUGAUCCCACCCAGAUAGGCCGAGAAACACCACCGCUGUGUCUCUGAAGUCCACAGCUGCCUCAGCAAAAACGAUAAGGCCCGAACUGGCCUGGUUGUGGAGACACGUGUGCCCAAACGCGACCAUAUCAUCCUUUAAGCCAGCGGGGUAGGCAAGCAGUUUUACGACAACCCUCGAAAAGCGCUACCCACAGUCAAGAGGCAGCCACAACAUCACCACAGCUUUGUGCGACCAUGACAGAAUGAAAGAAUCGUCCUUGUGCACAUUUGUGUUGUGGUGGGCGUGGUUGGGACAGCUUUUCACCCGCACUAUUGACCGCGGUAGCCGCCGCUCCUACGGCAGACUUGGUGUGCAUUCCCGCCCCUUGAGGGAGGUAGCGAGUCAUCAGUCACACCAGCGGUCAAGUGCUUAGAAGUCAGGGUUAGCACAGUUCACCCGGCGGCGUGGUUCGAGUUGGGAGCGUGGUUUGAGUUGGGAACGCAUUGGCGUUGCCGCAUUGCCACUACCGCCAGGACGAGGAAACGCCCCUCCCUUUCUCCAGCCACCGCACACAGCAGAGCAGCCG
This is a messenger RNA of Ectocarpus sp. CCAP 1310/34, 3413 nucleotides long. The record is from the annotation of a GenBank genome assembly. Lineage: Eukaryota; Phaeophyceae; Ectocarpales; Ectocarpaceae.